Molecule: messenger RNA, 1404 nt
Organism: Caenorhabditis briggsae
Lineage: Eukaryota; Metazoa; Nematoda; Chromadorea; Rhabditida; Rhabditidae
Exons: 3
Coding region: 1-1404 (467 amino acids)
Source: RefSeq, a predicted model, not a curated record
AUGUCUGUCACACUUGCCUAUCCAGCAAUGGGACCGAUUUUAGAGUUUAUGGAAGCGAAUAAGAGCUAUUCUCGCGUACUUAAACUUGAUUUGAAGCUCAAAAAUGUGAUUUUCAGAAUCGAUCUAACCUCCCGAUGCCCCUCUCUCCAUGCCAUCGACAAAUCUACAACACUUCGCCUAGCUUUUCUAGAAUUCCGGACCAACAGUAUCCAAAUCAACGACACCUACUACAUCCUAAGCCAUUGUAAACAAAAAUAUCUAGAAAAUCAGGAACAAAUCAAGGAUAAAUCAUCCAGAGAAGCCUUGGAACCAGGAGAAAUUCAAAUUGGAGGGAAUUCUUUUCCGAAAUUUCGGAAAUUUGUUAAACUUCGAAUUGUAAAUGAAUUUGGAGAUGAAACUGUUCGAAAGCUUCCGCAGAACCUAGAAAUCCAUAUGGCUUUGAAAAAGUUGUUCAACUUCUUACUGGGUGGACGAAAAACCCCUAUUAAAGUGGCAGAUGAGUUGGUGUUGGAUUUGAAGAAGGGAGAUAUUUUAAGACUCCCUGAGAAUCUGAAAAUCUGGGUUAAAACUCUUAACUCCGAGAGGACGGAUUUCGAAGAGAUUCUUCCAAUUCUAGAUCCCUCAUGUUUGCCAUUGGAGACUUUGAAACUGGAAAAUGCGCAGCUCCAUAAUCUCCAUAAUCUAGUUUUUCGAACAGCACAGAAUGUGGAAAUUUGGGGAGUUCAUGAUGAGGAUUCUGAGAAUUUAGAUUCUGACGAUGAUUCUGAUGAAGAAGACGAGGAAGACGACGAAGAACUAUGGCUCUCGGAAUUUCAAAAGCUCCCAAAUAAAAACAUUUUCAUUGAUUAUGAUAUAUACAACCGAGAAAAAAUAGUGGACUUAAUCAAAUAUUGGAUGGAGAAUGGAAAAGAAAUUGGAACUUGCUUUUCGUUCGAAAGAGGAAGGCAGAAGGUGGAUGAAGAGGUGGACCAAAUCAAGAAAGAGAUUGGAGGAUAUUAUAGAAGAAGAGUCGCCCUUGGCUACGCUCUGAUCCUCCCUAUCAACGAUGAAACCGAACUGAUGGUCAUUGGAGCCAAGAUGUCAAAGCUUCGCCGUAGAGCUCUUCACCUUGUGGUCCAGCCCAAAGUCGUUUGCUCCCAUUGGACGGACAAAUUUUUCAAAAUCGUAUACUCGAAUCAAAUCAUCUAUGCUCUUUUCGCCGGAUUUGUCUUUAUUAUUGCUUUAAUUCCCUACUUUUUCAUGUUGGGUCGCAACGCAAACUCAUGGAUAGCCGCUCUAUUUGUUGUUAUUUAUACUAUUUUGCUAUUUAUAAUUGGUGCGUUCUGGACCGAUUAUUCGAUUUUCUAUUGGGAUGAUCAUUGGGAUUAUUACAAUACUGAGAUGUUUCACAUGUUUAUGAAGUAA